Symbiodinium pilosum is the source of this 1224-nucleotide messenger RNA. NCBI's taxonomy places the organism in Eukaryota, Dinophyceae, Suessiales, Symbiodiniaceae. The record is from the annotation of a GenBank genome assembly.
AUGGAAGCCUUGGAGGAAGCCAAGGAGGAGCUCUUCAACGCGCUUCUCGCGGCCAAGGCCGUCGAGGUGCCCUCUGCAGCUCUGAGGGAGGCAGAUGGGCUGCGGAGGAGGAUCCACAAUGCUCUGGAAGAUCUCAAGGGCUCUAUCCGCGUCUUCUGCCGCAUUCGUCCCAUCAACAAGCGGGAGAAAGAUCUUCAGGAUGUGGAUGUGACCGAGAUUGUUGACUCCAUGACUGUGAACACUCAGAAGCCAAGUGCUGGCACGAUCGCCAACGAGCCAGAGCAGUUCAACUUUGACGCCGUGUUCAAGCCUGGCACGCAGGCGGAAGUCUUCGACACUUGCAAGGAUUUGGUUCAAUCAGCCUUGGACGGCUACAACGUGGCCAUGUUUGCAUACGGCCAAACUGGUGCUGGAAAGACCUUCACCAUGUAUGGUGGAGCUGGUGACAACGCUGGCACGGCCCCACUGACUAUUUCUGAGCUGUAUCGUUUGAUCAAGCAGGAUGAGGAUCGAGUUCAAUUCACAAUCAUGGCCAGCAUGAUGGAGCUCUACCGCAACGAGCUUGUGGACCUGCUGGUUCCGAAAAGUGGCGGUGCUUCUCCGAAGAGGAAAAGCCAGAACCCGGGUUCUGCUGCGCUGGAGCAGAAGCUCAAUGUACGAGUCGACAAGUCUGGUGCUGUUCAAAUCGAGCACCUGCGGGAGGAGGAGUGCAAGACUGCGGAGGCUCUUUCUGACCUUCUGGAGCGCGGAAAUCAAAUGAGGACCGUGUGUGCCACCAAAAUGAAUAGCGAGAGUUCGCGAUCCCACCUCAUUCUCAUUAUUCGAGUUGUUGGCGUCAACAAGCAAACGGAGCAGAAGCUGAGUGGGAAAAUUCUCCUCUGUGAUUUGGCUGGGUCUGAGAGACUGAAGAAGUCUGACGUCUCAGGCGACGCGCAGAAAGAAGCGAUUGAGAUCAACAAGUCUCUGACAGCUUUGGGCGACGUCAUGGAGUCCCUGGUCAAAGGUGCUGCGCAUGUGCCAUACAAGAACCACAAGCUCACCCAGGUCAUGUCCGAUGCACUGGGUGGCACGUCAAAGACUCUUAUGUUCGUCAACUGCUCGCCGGCCAGCUCAAACUAUGAGGAAACUGUUAUGACGCUGAAGUUUGCAACCAGGGCGAAGACGAUCACAAACGAUGUAAAGCGGAAAAUGGUAGCAAAGUCGAAAGCAAUGCCAAAGGCAUAG